AUGGGAUCAGACAUCAAAGACCCACUGGAACUACCAUGUGGGUUAGUUCUGCCCAAUCGUUUAGUGAAAGCUGCUAUGGCUGAAGGGAUGGCAGAAAGUGGGCGAUUGCCAGGGACGCCCAUUUUUCGUAAACACGAAAAAUGGGCGAAGAGGGGAUGGGGUGCUCUUCUCAUAGGUAGGAGGAUAUUGAAUGACUCUGAGGCUUCGGCGAUCUGGCUACACGUGAGUAUCAAGGAGUCCCCGAGAGGUGUAAGUGACCGUGGAAUUUUGGAUAAACCUAUCGCACCGAGUGAGAUUGCCCUCUAUAUCGGUAAUAGGUUAGUUACGACUAUUAUUCAAAAGGCCGUGCCUAAGACCUUCUACGUUAAGAUCAAAUUAAACUCUGCCGACCACAGCAGAGUAGCUUUCGAAGACACGCUAACUCAAAUUAGUCUCUUUUCUAAGGCUGGUAUAGAUUUUCUUGAAAUAUCUAGCGGAACUUAUGAAGACCUAACGAUAAUAGGCCGUGGGUUGCGAGACGAAACUACUAAUUCCCAGAGCCUAGCUACAGAAUCUCGAGAAGCGUUCUUUUUAGACUUUAGGACACAAAUAAGGAAGCGAUUCCCAAACUUAAUUCUUAUAGUCACCGGAGGAUUUCGAACCCGAAAGGGAAUUGAGACUGCAUUGAAGCGUGGGGUUUGCGAUCUUGUCGUUAUCGGUCGGCCGGCAGUUCUGAACCCAAAUUUCCCACAGCUCAUGAUGGAUGAUGCAUAUUCCGAUAAAAAAGCCCAGGUGGUCUUUUUCAAAGUUCAAAUUCCCUUAUUGGUGACUCUUCUCAAAAUCAGAAUGUGGGAGGAGGCGCAGAAACACAAUGAUUCCGGGCUCAAAUCUAUCGCAUAG
Penicillium cataractarum is the source of this 879-nucleotide messenger RNA. RefSeq lists its product as uncharacterized. The record is from RefSeq and is a predicted model, not a curated record. Lineage: Eukaryota; Fungi; Ascomycota; Eurotiomycetes; Eurotiales; Aspergillaceae. The transcript is spliced from 7 exons. Bases 1 to 879 code for a protein of 292 amino acids.